UGUGAGAAAGAGUCAACACAUGUACACACUUAAAGUUCACAAUUACUUGAAGCAAAAUGGGUUGGGAGUCACUCAUAGGGGACCAUUUUGGCUGGUGAAACCCACUCUGCUACCUGAUAAUGGCAUUUCCUCUUUCGAUAGAAUGAUUACCUGGGUGUAUUGGCAUGGCCACUUUAUAGGCAAAGAUAUGAACUGAAGCUCAGACUCAGGGGUGACCAAGUCAUUUGUCUUUGCUACUUGUGACAAUCUCUCAAUGACUCCCCUAAGAGACUCCACACAGGGGCUCCUGCUCCAUGACGUAGGAAGAUGAAUUGGAAAGAAGAACGGGUUGGUCAGCAAAUUGUGCCUUGAAGUCACAAGAUCAUCAAAUGUUUCGAGCCAGACAUCUACAAAAGUACUGGGGUUUGAAAAUAGAAUGACAACACCCAGAAAUUCAGUGAGUGGACCUUUCCCAACAGAGCCUACAAAAGGACCCCUCGCCAUGCAACCUGCUCAAAAAGUAAUCCCCAGAAGACCAUCUUCACUGGUGGGCCCCACACAAAGCUUCUUCAUGAGGGAAUCAAAGGCUUUGGGGGCUGUCCAGAUCAUGAAUGGCCUCUUCCACAUUUCCCUGGGGGGACUGCUGAUGAUCCCCACAGGAGUUUUUGCACCCAUCUGUUUGAGUGUAUGGUACCCUCUGUGGGGAGGCAUUAUGUACAUCAUUUCAGGAUCACUCCUGGCAGCUGCAGCAGAGAAAACCUCCAGGAAGAGUUUGGUCAAAGCGAAAGUGAUAAUGAGCUCUCUAAGCCUCUUUGCUGCCAUUUCUGGAAUAAUUCUUUCAAUCAUGGACAUACUUAACAUUACAGUUUCUCAUUUUUUAAAAAUGGAGAGACUGGAACUGAUUAAAACUCCCAAGCUAUAUGUUGAUAUCUACAACUGUGAGCCAUCCAAUUCCUCAGAGAAAAACUCCCCAUCUACACAGUACUGUAACAGCGUGCAGUCUGUGUUCUUGGGCAUUCUGUCGGUGAUGCUGAUCUCUGCCUUCUUCCAGAAGCUCGUGACAGCCGGUGUUGUAGAGAAUGAGUGGAAAAGAGUGUGCUCCAGGCCCAAAUCUAAUGUGGUUCUGCUGUCAGCUGGAGAAAAAAAAGAGCAGACAAUUAAAAUGAAAGAAGAAAUCAUUGAGCUAAGUGGAGUAUCUUCCCAACCAAAGAAUGAAGAGGAAAUUGAAAUUAUUCCAGUGCAGGAGGAAGAAGAAGAAGAAGCAGAAAUAAACUUCCCAGCACCUCCCCAAGAGCAGGAAUCCUUGCCAGUGGAAAAUGAGAUCUCUCCUUAAGCUCUUUUUUAAUAAGCAUUAUUGUUUAGAGAGCUUCCAAGACACAUAGUUACACUCAUCUCUUGUGGCCUUCCACAAUCUGUUCUCCAUAUUUCCACAGCUUACCCUUGCAUAGAGAAGCCACAUCUAGCUCUCGUUCACAUUUGAAGAAUGCAGUGAUUAUAAAGGACUGCCUUGUUUCUUGCUUAGGGAACUUUACAUUGGCAGAAAUGCUGAAGAAUUCUCAUUCACCUUUUCCUUGGAUGGGUGUCUCAGUAGUGGUAAUGCUUUUUCUCCAUUUCCUCCAUCAGCAGUUACAGCAGAGGGAAAAGACACACGACUCUUCCGUUCAUCUCUGAACUCUCUGACUCCUUCUAAAUUUUUAGUGGAGUCCCUUUUGCAUUAUUGUUUUAAGGAAAAUAACAAUAAUAAUAAUGAGAGGAAAUGAGCUGCCUAUAUGCCUGUGGGGAAGGCACAAAAUGUGACCUGUUCUUCAAGCUUCUGUAUCCCACUUGGGAAGCUGCAAAAGGCUUAUUCCUAAGCCUGUCUGUACAAAAAGCAUAGCUUACACAUAA
This is a messenger RNA of Rattus norvegicus (Norway rat), 1866 nucleotides long. The record is from RefSeq and is a predicted model, not a curated record. NCBI's taxonomy places the organism in Eukaryota, Metazoa, Chordata, Mammalia, Rodentia, Muridae.